GGUGUCCCGGUGUGAUCUGUGCUCUCGCUUAGUUUACUGAUUAGGCCAGCCAGCGCUUUGGGUGCUGCCCACAACCGCAUUUCAGCCGGAACGUCACUUCCGCCACCCUCUCUCGCUUCCAUCUUGCUCUCCGCGUGUGUUGGCUGCUAGCGUGCAGGUCAGUGAGGAGCCAUAAAAUACUCUAUUUCCUGCACAGACACUUCCAGCUCCGAGACAAGAGAUGAAAGAAACGAUAAUGAACCAGGAGAAACUCGCCAAACUACAGGCACAAGUCCGCAUCGGUGGAAAGGGAACAGCCCGCAGAAAGAAGAAGGUUGUCCACCGAACGGCCACCGCCGAUGACAAGAAACUCCAGUUCUCUCUCAAGAAAUUGGGAGUCAACAACAUCUCUGGCAUUGAAGAGGUGAACAUGUUCACGACUCAGGGGACAGUCAUCCACUUCAACAACCCCAAAGUUCAGGCUUCCCUGGCAGCCAACACCUUCACCAUCACCGGUCACGCCGAGACCAAGCAGCUCACAGAGAUGCUGCCAAGCAUUCUCAACCAGCUCGGUGCCGACAGCCUCACUAGCUUGAGGAAGCUCGCCGAGAACCUGCCCAAACAAGUUGGGGAUGGUAAGGCACCGAUCGCCGGAGGAGAGGAAGAUGAUGACGACGUUCCAGAUCUCGUGGAGAAUUUCGACGAGGCGUCGAAGGACGAGGCUGUCUAAGGGGGAACAGACAAACACACAGGACCUUCGCUCUCCGCUAGCUGAAGUGGGACGACAACAUUAUUUUUGUUUUCCUUUUAUAUUUACAAAAAAAAAAUGCCAAUCCACUCCACCGCCUCCUUCCCAAAACUCUGCUUGCUAAUCUAGUGCACUGCUGUUCCCUGUGGCCUGUCUGAUGGUCGGAGGUGUGUGUGUGUUGUGUGUCCUGUCGGGAGUGGAGGUGUGUGUGUGUGUGUGUGUGUGUGUUUGGCGAGUGUGGAGAGUUUGAGCUGAUCCUGGCUGUUUCUCCUGUGUUACUGAGGCCUACUCCUUUGCAGUCAUGGCUGAAAUGAAACAUGCAUACCUGGAAUAAAUGUUUGCUAUCAAAAAAAAAAA
Messenger RNA from Clupea harengus (Atlantic herring), 1084 nucleotides. It is a transcript of the gene btf3, whose product is annotated as basic transcription factor 3. The record is from RefSeq and is a predicted model, not a curated record. Lineage: Eukaryota; Metazoa; Chordata; Actinopteri; Clupeiformes; Clupeidae.